CAGAAAGGGAAUAGAAAGAUUGCAUUAAAUAAGAUCACAGCAUGGCUGCAAAGACAUACCUGAUCAUUCUAACAUUUCUACCUGUCGUUCUCCUGGAACAGCCACAAAAUGUUUUUGUGAAGCAUGAAAAGGCACACAGCGUAUUGGGGAGGUUCAAGCGUGCAAAUUCAGGUUUUGAAGAGUUUAAAAAGGGAAAUCUGGAAAGAGAGUGCCGUGAGGAAACCUGCAGCUACGAGGAAGCUCGGGAGAUCUUUGAGAAUGAUGAUAAAACUCGAGAAUUCUGGAACAAAUAUGUUGAUGGAGACCAGUGUGAUCCUAAUCCUUGUUCUUAUGGUGGGUCGUGCAAAGAUGGAAUUAAUGAAUUCACAUGUCUCUGCAUUGCGGGCUUUGAGGGCAAAAAAUGUGAAACAGUUAUCCUAAAAAUGUGCAGCCUAAAUAAUGGUGGCUGUGAACAAUACUGCAAAGUGGAAAAUAAAGAGGUGGUCUGUUCGUGUACCACUGGAUACAGCCUAGCAGAUGAUGGCAAAUCCUGCGUUUCAAGCGAGAGCUAUCCCUGUGGGAAGAGAGCAGCAGCAUUGAGAUCCAAGAGGUCAGUCUCUGAGGAAGUGGAAAAGGAUGGUGCUCCUAAAGUAAACAAUACUGUGAAUCCUACUGACUCUACAUCACCAAACAGCAGCAACCAAAAAGAAACAGCUGCCUCUUCUGAAAUUGAUCUGGAGUAUGACUCAAAUGGAAGAAUUGUGGGUGGAAGAGAUUGCAAACGUGGUGAAUGUCCAUGGCAGGCUCUCUUGAUAAGUGAUGAAAAUGAGCCUUUUUGUGGUGGAACAAUCCUGUCCAGCCAGUUUAUCCUCACUGCAGCUCACUGUAUGAAUCAGACCAAAUUCUUCAAAGUUGUUGUUGGAGAGGUUAACACACAAAAGAAUGAUGGCACUGAAUCUACCCACAAGGUUGACAAGUUUAUUUUUCAUCCGAAGUUUGUUCGAGCCACCUAUGAUUUUGAUAUUGCUGUAGUGAAGCUUAAAGAAGCCAUUAACUUCACCGAUAAUGUCAUUCCGGCCUGCAUUCCCGAUCCGGACUUUGCAGAUGAAGUUCUGAUGAACGAGAGGCAGGCAAUGGUGAGCGGAUUUGGACGACUUUUUGAACGAGGGGUUCAGGCUACAAAGCUUCAGAUGCUCAAUGUUCCUUACGUUAACAGGCAGAUUUGCAAAGAGUCUAGUAAUUUCAAAAUCACAGAAAACAUGUUCUGUGCUGGCUACGACAAGGAGGUGAAAGAUGCGUGUCAGGGAGACAGCGGGGGCCCGCACGUCACACCCUACAAAGACACAUACUUUGUGACUGGAAUCGUUAGCUGGGGAGAGGGCUGUGCACAGCAAGGCAAGUAUGGGGUCUACACCAAAGUAUCCAGAUUACAUAAAUGGCUUAAAGGGGUAUUGAGAAGACACCAGUAAC
Molecule: messenger RNA, 1449 nt
Organism: Nanorana parkeri
Lineage: Eukaryota; Metazoa; Chordata; Amphibia; Anura; Dicroglossidae
Gene: F10
Product: coagulation factor X
Exons: 8
Coding region: 42-1448 (468 amino acids)
Biological process (GO): proteolysis; blood coagulation
Cellular component (GO): extracellular region
Molecular function (GO): serine-type endopeptidase activity; calcium ion binding
Source: RefSeq, a predicted model, not a curated record